AUGAAGGCCGGCCAGUGGAACGGGUCGACAAAGUCCAUUGAGCUCAACAAUGUGCCCGUCCCCGAGCCUGCGGAAGGCCAGUUCCUCAUCAAGAUGCACUCCGCGUCCCUGUGCCACUCGGACCUGAUGCCCGAGGGCCGCCCGGACGCGCCGACCACAAUGGGCCACGAGGGCGUCGGCUUCGUCGAGGCGAUCCACCCGUCCGCCGCGGGGAAGGGCUUUGUUGUGGGCGACGCCGUGGGCUUUCUGCCGUUCCUGGACGCCUGUUUUGCGUGCGACGCGUGCCACGUGCACAACCUCCGCUGCGAGCAGGGGACGACCAAGCUGCAAGGUACGUUCCACGCCGUCACGGGCUGCGAGCUGGUGCCGGGCGCGUGGCUGGCCGUUGUCGGCUGCGGCGGUCUCGGCCAGUACGCGACGCAGUUUGCCAAGGCCAUGAGCUACAAGGUGGUGGGCGUGGACAUCCAGGACGACGUGCUGGCGGCCGUCACGGCGCUGGGCGCAGACGCUGUCAUCAACACGCGGACGACGACGGCGGCCAAUGUCGACGAGGCCAUCCACACGCUCACGGCCAAGGGCGUGCACGCCACGGCCGUGUUCUCGGCCGCCACGGCCGCCUACGAGACGGCCAUCACGCUGUUGCGCCCCGGUGGCCUGCUCAUGGUGGUCGGCAUCACGGACACGCCGCUGCCCGUCACCGCCAUGGACCUGUGCACGGGUCGGUACCGCCUCAAGGCCGAAAACACGGGCACUGCUCGCCGCCUGCCGCCCGUGCUGGCCUUUGCCGCUCAGCACCGCAUCCAGCCGGCUGUCGACGUCCGCACGCUCGAGGACCUGCCGUCCAUGGUCGAGGCCAUGCGCCAGGGUCAGGCCACGCGCAGGCAGGUGGUCCUGUUUUAG
Sporothrix brasiliensis 5110 is the source of this 900-nucleotide messenger RNA. Its product is annotated as alcohol dehydrogenase. Gene Ontology annotation, molecular function: oxidoreductase activity. The record is from RefSeq and is a predicted model, not a curated record. NCBI's taxonomy places the organism in Eukaryota, Fungi, Ascomycota, Sordariomycetes, Ophiostomatales, Ophiostomataceae. The coding region runs from base 1 to 900 and encodes 299 amino acids. The transcript has 3 exons.